Molecule: messenger RNA, 810 nt
Organism: Pecten maximus
Lineage: Eukaryota; Metazoa; Mollusca; Bivalvia; Pectinida; Pectinidae
Exons: 7
Coding region: 1-810 (269 amino acids)
Molecular function (GO): S-adenosylmethionine-dependent methyltransferase activity
Source: RefSeq, a predicted model, not a curated record
AUGGCGGAGAAGAGAAGCAACCUAUUCCAGAUAGUUAAAGAAGGUUUUACAGAUGGUUCUAAUUAUGACAAAUACAGACCAGACUACACACCGGAAACAACGUCAGAGAUUAUACGCAUGCUCAGUGCUGAAAGUGGGUCCAAUGGAGAUGGAAACUGUGAUAUUCUUGAACUAGGAGCAGGAACGGGAAAACUAACAAGACACAUACAGAAAGCGUUACCGCCGGAAAUGAAAUUUGUGGCUACCGAACCAAUGGCAGAAUUUCUAUCGACACUGCGUGAACAAUGUCCAGGAGUGGAAACUACCCAGUGCUCAGCAGACUCUAUACCGUUUCCAGAUAAUUCUAUACAAGGCAUUGUGGCUGCUCAGUGUUUCCAUUGGUUUGCUAAUGAGGCUUCGAUGAGGGAAAUCACGAGAGUUUUAAAACCCAACGGAAGCCUUAUUUUGGUGUGGAACAUUCCAGACACCAGUGUUGACUGGGUGGAUGCUGUCACUAAAAAGGCAUUGACGUUCUACAGUGAUGACGAACCACAGUAUGUCAGGUUUUGGUGGAAAGACGCCAUAGACGCAUACUCUGGACUGAGGCUUGAAACAAGGAAGCAGUUGGGCUACCCCUCUGCUGAGUACACGAUGGAGGACAUGAAAACCUUCUAUUCAACAUUAUCUGCGUUUGCCCGGAUGUCAGACGAAAAUAAAGAACAAGCCCUCGAUGAGUUAAUGAAAAUCGUGAAUUCUCAUCCCUCAACAGCCGGAAAAAACACCAUUAUAUACCCAAGGGUAGUAGAUCUGCUUCAGUACGUAAAACGGUGA